GACCCUUAUGUCAUUCGGCUACCGUACAACCACUACCUUUGACCAUUAUGGUAUCUAUGCUUCACCGAAUCCAAGCAUCUGAACAGUUGAAUCGCAAUCACAGCCCACAACACAACAAGAUCCUCCUUACUUUAACCGUACAACCUUUCUUCCCGUUUUCCAUAUACCUUAGAAAUACUACAAACCCCAAAAGUUAUUAUACUUACUUUCAAUCAAAUACUCUACAAUGGCCGAUUCUCUUACUGAAGAGCAAGUCUCCGAGUUCAAGGAGGCCUUCUCCCUCUUUGACAAGAAUGGUGAUGGACAAAUCACUAGCAAGGAGUUGGGAACCGUCAUGCGAUCCCUUGGUCAAAACCCUUCCGAGUCCGAGUUGCAAGACAUGAUCAACGAGGUCGAUGCUGACAACAACGGUACCAUUGAUUUCCCAGAAUUUCUUACUAUGAUGGCAAGAAAGAUGAAGGAUACCGACUCUGAGGAGGAGAUUCGUGAAGCAUUCAAGGUCUUCGAUCGUGAUAACAACGGUUUCAUCUCCGCUGCUGAACUUCGUCAUGUCAUGACCUCCAUCGGAGAGAAGUUGACUGAUGACGAGGUUGAUGAGAUGAUUAGGGAAGCCGAUCAAGAUGGUGACGGAAGAAUCGACUACAACGAAUUUGUACAGCUUAUGAUGCAAAAGUAAUCGAGCUUGCUUUUUUUGCGUGGUCUUUUGCUGCUGGGAGGGAGAAUAGUCGGCGUACACAUCACGGGUCUUUUGGACAUCCAGAAUUCUUGUGGGCGUAGGACUGGACUGGUUGACAUUCACGUAGAGCGUUCCCGUUUUUAGUGACCUUCAUGAUCAAUGAUAACCCAUCAGACAUCUUAUUGUCUUGUUAAUACCCUUUACCA
Messenger RNA from Botrytis cinerea B05.10, 882 nucleotides. RefSeq names its product Bc4 (gene Bc4). Gene Ontology annotation, cellular component: central plaque of spindle pole body. Lineage: Eukaryota; Fungi; Ascomycota; Leotiomycetes; Helotiales; Sclerotiniaceae. The coding region runs from base 227 to 676 and encodes 149 amino acids. The transcript is spliced from 7 exons. The record is from RefSeq and is a predicted model, not a curated record. Gene Ontology annotation, biological process: spindle pole body organization. Gene Ontology annotation, molecular function: calcium ion binding; enzyme regulator activity.